Messenger RNA from Thamnophis sirtalis, 1927 nucleotides. The record is from RefSeq and is a predicted model, not a curated record. Lineage: Eukaryota; Metazoa; Chordata; Lepidosauria; Squamata; Natricidae.
AUGGAACAGAGCUUCUUUGAAAAAGACAGUUACCAGGAUCCAAUCGGGAGAAAAGAACACAAUUCAUCUGGUACCAGAACUAUGUACCUGGACAAUAAAGAUGAUGGUGCAAUCACCAGAAACAUAGAUAUGGAAUUGGACUCCCACCACAUGGAUGUGCUUGGAGAUGGAGCAAGAGAGCCAAUUUCUUACAAUGUCAGCAAACUGAAGCUCUUGAAGGAGUUCAUGAUUGGUCAGGGAGCAUCACAUCAACCCUAUCCAAGAAUUGCACAAGAGCCAGACCAGUGUAUUACUUUGGGGAAAGAUUUCAAUCCUCUCACUAUACAACCCAGGUAUAAUUACAGUUUGCCCAAAUUCUUCAGCACAAGAUCAGAAGAUAACUGUUUUACAGAAAGGACACCUCUGUUGAAAGUUUCCACUAAAGGCAAUGGGUUAAGAUGUACAGAUGUUCAUAAUACAGAUUUCAUCACAGAUGAUGACUCUUGGGAAAACAGUUCUGCCGAAUUUGAGCAGAGGUCUCAGCCAGGAAGUGAAAUGACCAGCUUGUCAAGAUCUGCUUCGUGCUCAGAAAAAUGUGAAAUAUUGGACAAUUUUCAUGUCAAAUUCAAUUUAUCCAAGAUGAGUAUUGAUAGCAAGAAAAAUGUGGAGUCCUUAACUGUGUUUCUAUCAGCUGUGAACUUUAGCAGUUUCAGUGAUUCUGCUCUUUUAAAGGUAGAACUUGGAGGGCCCUUUGUAACUGAGCGACAACCAAGAGACUAUAUUGUAGUUCAAAUUGGACAAAUAGAAGACUCCAGUCCUAAAAGGAGACGUCAACAGCAAAUAUUAUAUAAUUGGACUCUUGCAUUAAAUCUGAAGAAAAAUGAGCAAGUUAUUGUGACUAGAAUCUUUGAGACAGUGAAUAGAAAAGAAACCUCCCUAAGAAUCCAGGCAUUUCUUCAGGAAUCAGAAAUCAUUCCUCUUUCUAUGACACAUCAGUAUCUUCAUGCAAAUAUAGAGGCUCAAGUCACAAUAGCUUCAGUCAUUUUAGCAGGUGUUUAUGUUCUGAUUGUGUUUGAGAUUGUCCACAGGACAUUAGCUGCAAUGUUGGGAUCUUUGGCUGCCUUAGCUGCCUUAGCUGCAAUUGGUGAUAAGCCGAGCCUGAUCAAAGUAGUGGCAUGGAUUGAUUUUGAAACUCUGGCACUAUUGUUUGGAAUGAUGCUUUUGGUUGCUAUCUUCUCUGAAACUGGGUUUUUUGAUUACUGUGCAGUAAAGGCUUAUAGACUUUCUCGAGGUAAAGUGUGGGCCAUGAUUAUCAUUCUCUGUUUUUUUGCUGCAAUUCUAUCAGCCUUUCUGGACAAUGUUACUACAGUGCUCCUCUUUACUCCAGUAACUAUAAGGUUAUGUGAGGUGCUCAAUCUUGAUCCCAGGCAUGUCCUGAUUGCUGAAGUUAUCUUCACAAAUAUUGGAGGGGCUGCAACAGCUAUUGGGGAUCCUCCAAAUGUGAUUAUUGUUUCAAAUCAGGAACUCAGGAAGUUGAUUCUUAUACAGCUAACUAGUGUUGUGAGAGAAUGUACAAAUGUCUUCAACCUUGCAUUUAAAAUUAAAGAACACCCAGAUUGCUGUGGCAUUUUCAAACUGAAACAUGAAAUCCAUGUUUGGAAGCUGACAGCCCAGAGAAUUAACCCUGCAAGCAGAGAAGAAACAGCAGUGAAGUGCCUCUUAAUGCAAAAAGUUAGGACUCUAGAGUUCUUGCUAAAGAAAAAGCUCAAAACUUUCCACAGACAAAUCUCACAAGAAGAUAAAAACUGGGAAACAAAUAUCCAGGAGCUCCAAAAAAAGCACAGAAUAACAGACAAGUUGCUUCUCAUCAAAUGUCUGAUGGUUUUAGGAAUUGUUAUUCUCAUGUACUUUCUCAAUCCAUUCGUUCCAGGAAUUCAUUUAGAUCUUG